This is a messenger RNA of Micromonas pusilla CCMP1545, 1236 nucleotides long. RefSeq lists its product as uncharacterized. The coding region runs from base 1 to 1236 and encodes 411 amino acids. The transcript has a single exon. The record is from RefSeq and is a predicted model, not a curated record. NCBI's taxonomy places the organism in Eukaryota, Viridiplantae, Chlorophyta, Mamiellophyceae, Mamiellales, Mamiellaceae.
AUGUGCCGCGCGACGCUACCCGAGGGCCUCACGCCGGAGCACGUCCGCGAGAAGAACGCGGCGCUGAGGGCGGAGGCGGCGGCGAACGCGCAGACGCACGCGAUCGUCGGCGCGGCCGCGCGCGCGAGGGAGGCGGUCCGCGCGGAGUACGUCCGCCGGAUGGUGAAUCGACCGGCGACGGCGGCGUCGGUGCCGCCGGCCAUCUCGGAGGAAGAUGGCGACGGCGACGGGGGCGGCGACGGCGGCGGCGGCGGCGGCGGCGGCGGCGCGACGCGCGGCAUCCCGCCGCCGUGGAUGUCCCCGCCGCGGCCGACGCGCGCGGACUCCGCGCCCGCGACCCCGGCGCGGGGGCUCCCGGUCAUGCGUCAGACCCCCGGGGUGGGCGCCGGCGCGUCGUCGCCGUACGGCGCUCGAGGCGGCAACGCGGCGCGGCGGCGGGUGUUCGUGACCGCGGCCGAGGAGCUGCGUGCGCGCGCGGAAGCGAGCGCGGUCGCGGUCGCGGCGGCGUACUCGACGGCGUCCGCGCCGGCGACGCCGGCGCGGCCGCCGAGCGAGGGAGGGGCGGCGGGACGGGGGGAGGUGGCGCCGACGACGACGAGUAGUCUCUUCCGACGCGCGCCGACGAGCGCUCAACCGCGGCGGCGGCGACUCGGGGGGGGAGAGGGGGGGGACGACGACGACGACGGGAACGGGAACGGGAACGGGAUCUACGGGGGGGAUGGCGUCGCGGACGACGAGGAGGACGACGCCGACGGCGUGAACCUUCGCGCGGUCGCGAGGGCGCUCGGGGGGCUCGACGCGUGGAACGAAGGUCCCGCCGGCGACGCGGCGACGGCGGCGGCGACGGGUCCGAACCCGAACCCGAACCCGAACGACCCGAACGCGCCGAUCGACGCGUCGUUCAAACCGCCGUUCCGGUCCGCCGCGGAGGAGCUCGUCUCGCUGGACGUCUCCUCCGUCGCCGCGAUCGACGCCGUGCGCGCGGCGGCGGCGAGCGACCUCGUCGUUGACGGCGUCGCGUCCGCGCCGGCGACGCCGUUCGCGGCUCCGACGUUUGACGACGAGAUGGCUUCUCGGCCGGCGCUGCUCGCCGCGGCGUCGGCGGUGGAGGCUGCGAUCGAGGCGGGGGACGCCAACGCGGAGGCGCGCGCGAGGGCGAUCGUCAGGGAGCUGUUCGCCGCGUCCGUCGACAACGUCAACGUCAGGGGGGGAGCGGGGGUGGACGCGACUUUGUAG